CGUCCAUGUGUAGGCGAAUCACGUGUACGGACCCCUGUUGGUCGUCAUGUCUGUGCAGUAGCAGAGCUCGGAGCUAGCUUUUAGCGUUUAUAGCCCACCACAGUUGUCGCUACACUUUAUUUUGACAGCUGCAUCAAUUUCUGUGCAUAUUACAGAAGAAUGAGCGAAAACGAUGACAUCGAAGUCGACAGCGAUGCAGAUAAGAGAGCACAUCACAAUGCAUUGGAGCGCAAGCGCAGGGACCACAUUAAAGACAGUUUUCACGGUUUACGAGAUUCUGUACCUGCAUUACAGGGAGAGAAGGCUUCCAGAGCACAGAUUUUAGACAAAGCCACAGAGUACAUCCAAUUCAUGAGACAAAAAAACCAUACCCAUCAGCAAGACAUCGAUGACCUAAAGAAACAGAAUGCACUUCUGGAACAGCAAGUUCGAGCACUAGAGAAGGCCAAGGGAAACAAUACACUUGCAAAUAAUUAUUCCUCUGAUAGCAGCUUGUACACAAAUCGCAAAGGGAGCGCCGUGUCGGCGUUUGACGGUGGGUCUGAUUCCAGCAGCUCAGAGUCUGAGCCUGAGGAACCACCCAGCAGAAAAAAGCUGCGUGUGGAGCACAGCUAGAGCUUUCCAAAAGGACUGUAGCCCACCAGCCCCUCUCAUAUGUCCGGACAAUUAGUCCAGGAUGAAGACUGUAGACUGAAGAGGUGCUAGUACUAUCAUUGUAAAAACAAACAACAAAUGCUUUUUUUCCAGACAAAUCCGCCAUAGCCAACCCACAGUCUUCUGUCAUUUUAUGAUAAUAAGGCAGCUCUGUAGUUUUGAAAUAAUUUCUUUACAAAUGUCUUUAUAGCCCUGCAAAAGUUGAGAUGCAGUUCCAAAAAGAAUGAUUUUUGAAAAACCUGGUUUGUGUAAAUGACAAAUAUUUUUUCCCAAUGUUCUUACAUUUAUGGAAAACUAGAAUGUGAAAUGUAAUGUGUGAUACAAAUAGCAGCCAUUUUGAUUUGCUCUAAUUGGCUGAAAUAUUUGUCAAUGAGAUGUUUGUGUAAUCCACUUUUUCUAUUUAUAUUGGUAUAUUGGUAUUGUUUCUUACCCUUAUAGAAUAUUAUGUAUCAGUAUGCUCCAUUAUUUCUAAUGAUCAGACUAUAUUGGAGGCGUAACAUGCUUUCCUCCGUUUGGGUAGAAUCUGCAUAAAUGUUCAUGUACUUUACCCGAUUUUAUGUCAGUAUAAAUAUUUCUUGAUGAAUGCUAAACUUUUUUGCUUUUGGAAGUCUGUUUCUGUGUGUACUAGUUGAUAUGGAGAAAAGUCUUCCCGUCCCCUUGGCCCUACUCUGACUUUUUUCUAUUUGGUAAAAUAGUGUGUGCAGUUUAUGUUCUUGUUAUUCAUACAGGUAUGUUGUACAUACUGCCAAUUGUCGUCUUGCAAGUUGAGGCGGACCUUUAUUAUGAGACUAUAAAUAAAACUAUUUUAUCCUGUAUAGAGAA
Boleophthalmus pectinirostris (great blue-spotted mudskipper) is the source of this 1476-nucleotide messenger RNA. RefSeq names its product protein max-like. Lineage: Eukaryota; Metazoa; Chordata; Actinopteri; Gobiiformes; Gobiidae. The record is from RefSeq and is a predicted model, not a curated record. Gene Ontology annotation, cellular component: RNA polymerase II transcription regulator complex. Gene Ontology annotation, biological process: positive regulation of transcription by RNA polymerase II. The transcript has 4 exons. Gene Ontology annotation, molecular function: protein dimerization activity; DNA-binding transcription factor activity. The coding region runs from base 160 to 615 and encodes 151 amino acids.